AUGAGCAAAGCGUACGACCGGGUGGAAUGGAGCUUUCUCGAAAUUCUCAUGGGAAAAAUGGGAUUUGAUCCCCGAUGGAUUCAUUUGAUUAUGCGGUGUGUUUCCUCGGUAUCAUACCAAGUUCUUAUUAAUGGAGAAGCUAAAGGGAGCAUAACACCUUCUCGUGGACUACGACAGGGCGAUCCCUUAUCGCCAUUUCUAUUUAUUCUUUGCACGGACGUUCUGAUAUCGCAGAUCAAGCAAGCGGAACAAGAAAAUAAAUUUACUGGAAUGAUAAUCGCACGAGCUUGCCCAGCUGUAUCGCACUUACUGUUUGCGGACGAUUCUCUUUUUUUCUGCAAAGCUGAAGUUGAAGAUUGCAAAGAGCUGAUGCAUCUUAUUGAGGUCUACGGACAAGCCUCAGGACAGCAACUGAAUAAAGCAAAAUCUUCAGUUCUGUUCGGUUCUAAGGUCGUAGCGUCCCUAAAAACUGACCUGAAACGGUCGCUUGCUAUUAAUCAAGAAGGUGACAUGGGAAUGUAUCUCGGCCUACCAGAAAAGAUUUGUGGCUCCAAAAAACAUGUGUUCAGCUUCGUUCAAGAACGAUUAAACGAUCGAGCAAAUUCAUGGUCUUCUAAACUCCUCUCCAAAGGUGGAAAAGAAGUUCAAAUCAAGUCGAUAGCCCAAGCAGUUCCUACAUAUGUUAUGUCCUGCUACCUUCUGCCUCGGGGUAUUACGCAGAAGCUGACGAGUGCAGGCCACUAUUACCGUCACUGCAAUCCUAUGAGCGUGGACAAUGCGAGCAAUCCGUCAUAUGGCUGGAAGAGUCUAUUGGCCUCACGGCCAAUCCUACAACAGGGCCUGAGGAAGAAGAUAGGGAACGGGUAUGAUACAAAUGUGUGGGAAGACUUAUGGCUCCCGACCAUGCCAACUAGAGCAGCCUCUGGGAACGAUAACCAUAGAGACCCUGAUCUUCGGGUACAUCAUCUUAUAGACUUUAAUUCACAGACAUGGAACAUGGAGAUGCUUAACGAGUUCGUUGAUAAUGCUGACAUCCCGAUAAUCUCAUCGAUCCGCAUUAGCCGGACAGGUCGAAAGGAUAGUUUUUGUUGGGACUUCUCAAAAUCUGGGCUGUAUACGGUAAAAAUGGGUUACAAUGUAGCUCGCGACCUGCGACUUAAACAAGCCUCCCCACCGAUGUUAGAACCAAGCACUACUGGCCUUAAAAAAACAGUGUGGAAGACUCAAGCGCAGAGAAAACUAGAACACCUUCUAUGGCAAGCUGUCUCCGGUUAUAUAGCGACUUCAGGCCAACUCAAAGCUCGUCACUGUACCAGAGACAGUUCAUGUGUGCGUUGUGGAGCUGAGUAUGAGCCUAUUAAUCACACGCUCUUUGAAUGUCCGCCUGCUUUUCAAGCUUAG
Messenger RNA from Brassica rapa (field mustard), 1401 nucleotides. RefSeq lists its product as uncharacterized. The record is from RefSeq and is a predicted model, not a curated record. Lineage: Eukaryota; Viridiplantae; Streptophyta; Magnoliopsida; Brassicales; Brassicaceae.